Messenger RNA from Erythranthe guttata (spotted monkey flower), 4998 nucleotides. The record is from RefSeq and is a predicted model, not a curated record. NCBI's taxonomy places the organism in Eukaryota, Viridiplantae, Streptophyta, Magnoliopsida, Lamiales, Phrymaceae.
AUGGAAUCACUCCAGGCUCUACUCACAGCCGUAGUUCAAGGGGGGUCGCCAAGCGAGAGAAGAGAGCGAGAAGGUUUGCCACCCACGAAAAGACGUUUGAAAUAUACGGACCAAACUGGGGAAGAGCUUGUCCUGGAGCGAGAGUCAUUGAACGCGGCGUUCGCUCCGGAGGAGUCGCGAGAGCAUGUGCAGACCAAAAGGAGCCCGUUCACUACACAAAUAUUGAAUGAUGAACUUCCCGGUUCGUUCCGACCUGUCACGUACGAAUAUCUAGGAACCACCGAUCCUAGCGAGCAUCUAUGCAGAUUUAACAACACUGCGGACCUGCAUCGUUUUUCGGAAGGAGUAAAAUGCAGGGUGUUCACUACUACUUUGGCGGGACCCGCUCAAGCAUGGUUUAGCCAGCUCCGGCCCGCCUCAAUAGGCAGUUUUGAUCAGCUCGCUUCUGUUUUCCUCGAUCAUUUUGCGAGCUCCAAGAAACAGAAGAGGAGUACUUUGACCCUCUUCGCGGUCAAGCAGCGAGAAGGAGAGCAUCUGCGAAGUUUCAUUAAGCGUUUCAUAACGGCCACUUUGGAGGUGCCUAUAACUUCGGAGGAGGUCCUGAUCAAUGCCUUAGCCCUAGGAUUACGACUUGGAGAUUUCUUUACUUCCAUAUCCAAAAAGCCGCCUCUUUCAUUUAAUGACUUAUUAAGAAAGGCGGAGCGAUAUAUGAAUGCUGAGGAAGCCGAGCAGGGUAAGGCCGUAGACAAAGGAAUGGACAAAAGAAAGGAAAGGCGAGAAGAGAAAGUACAAAGACUUGUCCCUUCAGUCAAAAAGGAAGGAUUGGUGGACAGAAGAAUGGGCCCUCGAUUCGAGAACUAUGUCUCGUUGGUGGCUCCUCCUGCCGAGAUCUUGAUGGCAAUCGAGAAUCAUCCCAAGUUAAAAUGGCCUCGUACUUAUUCUGAGAUCCCCAAGAAGAACCCGGUCGCGGGAAGUUUUUGUCGUUUUCAUAAUGAUUAUGGACAUACGACGAACGAGUGUCAGCAUCUUAGAGACGAGAUAGAGAGGUUGAUUCGGGCUAAAAAUUUGCCCGAAUUUGUCAAACCUGGACAGUCUCCCGCGAGCACACUGGCCCUGCGUACUCGGCCUGGGGCUAACCAAUCGGAGAACGUUCGAGAUAAGACUGGCGAGAGGAAGGACCAACCGGCAGCAGGAGGUUUUAUCCACAUGAUACACGGAGGACCUUCGGGAGGUGAUUCGAAUAGGGCUCGGAGAGCCCAUCUAAGACAGUUGAGGGAAACUGAAGAGCUUUUUGGAGAGGUCGAAGCUGCCGACCUGGCAAGUCGUGCGAACUUGCAAGUAUUAUAUGAAAUGGAAUCCCAGCUCGCGGAAGUGCAAAGGGUGUCGCAAGUCCCUCUCAUCAUGUUCGGAAGGAUAGACGAAGAAGGGAUACAGCAGCCGCACACUGACGCCUUGGUAAUCACAGCCAUGGUGGCCAAUUUCGAUAUUGCGCGGAUACUAGUUGACACGGGGAGUUCUGCGGACGUCAUUUUCUACAGUUGCUUCAAGCAAAUGAAUAUGAAUUUCGAGCUGAAAUAUGUGGAGACUAGCUUAAUGGGAUUCUCGGGUGAGACGGUUCAAGCUCUCGGAGAAGUUUGCCUGCCCAUAUCAUUGGGUAUGGAGCAUGUGCGAGCUACUAGGUCAAUAAAUUUCCUAGUAUUGGAUGUCCCUUCUACAUACAACAUGAUACUCGGUCGACCGUCCAUGAACUUAUUCCGAGCCGUGGUAUCUACUUACCAUAUGAAGUUAAAAUUCCCCAUGGGAGAUCAGAUCGGUGAGGUGCGAGGAGAUCAAGAGACCGCGAGAAGGUGCUAUUACGAUGCACUAAGACGAACGGGGAGGAUAGAUACCAUUCAUAGCGGGCGAGCUGUCAUGAUGGAAAAGGAUGAGCCUCGUCCUAAAAUCGACCCCGAGAAGGAGGACGGUCAUGUGCGACCCAUGGAGGAAUUGAUGACUGUGCAACUCUGCGAGAAAGACGCUAGCCGCACAACUAGAAUCGGGAGAGAUAUGGACCCCACAAUGGCGGAGCAAUUAAUAGAGUUCUUGCGCAACAAUUUGGAUGUAUUUGCAUUCUCGCCAAAGGAUUUGGUGGGGAUCGAUAGUCGCUUAGCUGUUCAUAAGUUGAAUGUCAAAACGGGCACCAAGCCAGUCAAACAGAAAAAAAGGCAUUUUGGAGCUGAAAAAGAUAGAAUAAUCCAUGAGGAAGUGCAAAAGUUGUUGCUGGCAGGUCAAAUUCGGGAGAUACGAUUUCCCACCUGGUUAUCUAAUGCAGUACUGGUAAAGAAGGGAACGGGCAAAUGGAGAAUGUGUAUCGACUUCCGAGAUCUCAACAAGGCAUGUCCUAAAGAUUAUUAUCCCCUCCCCCGAAUCGACCAACUCGUAGACUCAACCGCAGGAUGCAAAAUGCUGAGUAUGAUGGACGCAUCACAAGGUUACCACCAAAUACCUUUGGAUCGAGAGGAUCAUGCCAAAGUAAGCUUUAUUACAUCAACAGGCACAUAUUGUUAUACGGUGAUGCCCUUCGGUCUGAAGAAUGCGGGCGCAACCUACCAACGAUUGAUGGAUCGGAUGUUCCAAACACAGCUAGGAAGAAACAUGGAGAUAUACGUGGAUGAUAUGCUGGUGAAGAGCAAGGAAGCUAGAACACAUUUAGAGGAUCUUGAAGAAACUUUCCACACCUUACGGCAAUAUGGAAUGAAGCUCAACCCAAAUAAAUGUGCUUUCGGGGUCCAGACGGGCAAAUUCUUCGGUUACAUGGUCACCGAGAGAGGGGUAGAGGUGAAUCCAGAAAAAGUUCAGGCGGUCAUCAACAUGAAAGCACCUAGGAGCAUUAAGGAGGUCCAAACACUAGCGGGAAGGAUCACAGCUUUAAGCAGAUUCAUAUCUAGAUCCGGUGAGGCGAGUUACCCUUUCUUCAAAAUACUGAGAAAGGGCGCUGAAUUCAGAUGGACGGAGGAAUCGGAGGUCGCUUUCACCCAGCUGAAAGGACUUCUCGCUCAGCUGCCAUUGUUAACCAAACCCAAAGCGGGAGAGAAGUUGUAUGUAUACCUCUCUGUGGGCGAAUAUUCAGUGAGCUCGGUACUCAUUCGGGAGGAAGAAGGAAAGCAGAAUCCAGUAUAUUAUGCGAGUAGGUUGUUACGAGGGCCGGAGGAGCGGUACACCGAGAUCGAGAAAAUCGGGCUAGCCCUAGUAACCACAGCGAGAAAGUUGCGACCUUAUUUCUUGUCGCAUACCAUAGUGGUCCGGACUAACCACCCAAUGAAGACGGUGCUGGGAAGGAUUGAUGUUUCAGGAAGAAUGGUGAAAUGGGCGGUCGAGUUAGGACAAUUUGACAUAGAAUAUGAGCCGCGGUUGGCCAUCAAAGGUCAAGCUUUAGCGGAUUUCCUGCAAGAAACCACAAGGGUAACUGAAGAAACAGAAUGGAGGUUAUUUGUGGAUGGCGCUUCUAAUUCAAUGGGAAGCGGGGCGGGAGUAAUAUUACACAAAGCAGGCGAGAGCGAGGGAGCAGAGUAUGCUAUCAAGUUACCAUUUCGAGCCUCCAAUAACGAGGCAGAAUACAAGGCAGUAAUACAUGGUAUGAAACUGGCAGCGAUAGCAGGUGCAAGAAGAGUGACUAUCUUUUCGGAUUCACAAUUGACAGUCCAGCAGAUAAAAGGAGAGUUCGAAACCAAGGACAGCCGGAUGAAUAGUUAUUGCGAGAUGGCGCGAGCCCUUAUGAAGGAAUUUGAAGAGGUAGAUUUGAAGCAAAUCCCGAGAGAGGAAAAUAUGAAAGCAGAUUUUCUUGCCAAAAUAGGAAGCAUGGAUAUGGGGUGCGAGUCGCGGAAGAUUCAGAUAAUCGUAGGAGAGCCAUCAUUGAAGGUUGGACAUGAAAUCUUGGGAAUGACGGGAGUGCAGGAUUGGCGAACAGAAAUAAAAAAUCAUUUGAGGGGUAAAAGCCAAGGGAGUUCGCGAGAGAUAACGAGACUAAACCAGCAAGCGAAGCACUUUUGUCUCGAUGGGGAUAUUUUAUAUAAGAGAGGAUAUACAAGACCACAUCUACGGUGCCUUGACAUGCGAGAGGGCCAAUAUGUAUUACGAGAGAUCCAUGAGGGAUGCUGCGGCGAUCAUGCGGGAGGAAGAGCCUUAAUAACACGGGUUCUGAGGAGCGGAUACUUUUGGCAGACUAUGAGGAAGGACACAAUGCAGUUUGUCCAAAAAUGCAACAAGUGUCAGAGACAUGGACCGUUAAUCCAUGUUCCGGGAGAAGACAUGACGAUCAUCACAUCUCCGCACCCAUUCGUGCAAUGGGGGAUUGAUAUUGUGGGCCCAUUACCGCUCGCUAGUGGACAGAGAAAAUUUUUGGUAGUUGCAGUAGACUACUUUAGCAAGUGGGUCGAGGCCGUCGCGGUCGCUAAAAUCACAGAUACCGAAAUUAUGAAGUUCCUGUGGCAAAAUAUAUGUUGCCGGUAUGGAUUACCAAAAAACAUCAUCUCCGAUAACGGCACACAGUUCAAUUCAAAAAAGAUACGUGAAUGGUGCGAGGGUUUGGGGAUAAAACAACGAUUUGCAGCGGUGGCACACCCGCAAGCGAAUGGCCAGGUUGAAGUAAUCAACCGAAUACUACUCGAGGGGAUAAAAAAACGAUUAGAAAAAGCGAAAGGAAAUUGGGUGGAGGAGUUGCAUGCGGUCCUAUGGGCAUACCGAACAACACGAAAGGAAUCAACAGGAGAUAGCCCUUUCUCGCUAGUAUAUGGAUCCGAAGCAGUAGCCCCUGUCGAAGUAGGAAUGCCGUCGAGCAGAAUUAUGAACUUCCAACAAGUGGCUAAUGAUCAACGCUUACGAGAAAACUUGGAUUUAAUAUUGGAAAAACAGGAGGAUGUUAUGCGCAAGAUGGAGGCAAGUAAAGCGAGGAUCAAGGCUGCAUACGAUAAAAGGGUAAAAGCAAGAGCAUUUCAAGUAGGGGACUUAGUCCUUAAAUAG